AUGGAUGUGAAGAAUGCUUUCUUGCAAGGUGAACUUGAAGAUGAAGUAUACAUGCAUCCACCUCCUGGUCAUGAGCAUCUAGAGACUGAUGUGCUUGGAGGAAAGAUAGCUAAGACACCCCUUGAGGAGGGGUAUAAGGUUCUGCGUGAGGGGGAGGUUGAAGAGAAACAAUUGUUUGAGGAUGCUAAGCUGUAUAGGAAGAUGAAGAGCACGUUCAGCGGUCUCACUACUGACAUCCUGAUGGAGCACAUUGAAGCCUUUGAGAGAAUCUGCAAUUUCUAUCGCUCUAACGGAGUGCCACCAGACUAUGUCAAAUGCACGUUGUUCCCAUUCUCUCUUGAAGGGAGAGCUUCUCGCUGGCUCCAAUCUCUGCCAACCGGCUCUCUUACCUCAUGGGAUCAGAGAGAGUGCCCGCACCAUGGGUUUGACGAUGACUAUAUAUUGGAGGUGUUCUAUGAUGGAGUGAGCUAUGAGUUUCGAAACACCCUUGAUUCUUCGAGUAAUGGAGAUUUCAUAACUCAAACCACACCUGAUGAUCUCGCUGCAAAGGUGGACCAACUGUUUAAGGGAAACCAAAGCCAAGUGUUCAUAAUAGAAGAAGCAGCUCCUGAGAAAAGUGCUGGUGACCUGGCGUUUGAUGCUGAAAUAUCAGGAGACGAUCAGCAAGAGGUGUCCUAUGUGAAUGGGCAAGGAUGGCAGCUCAAAAACUACCACCCAACCCCUAACGUGAGGAACAACCCACAGCUUUUCUGGCCUAAGCAAGACAAACCAGCUGAUCCUGCACAGAGUAACCAAGGUCAGUAUGCAGGGUAUCAAAAGAACUACCAACCCCGGAACUAUGUUCUAAGCCAACCGCAGAACAAUCCACCUCAGAUGCAGAAACACCAGAACACUCAGCCAGCUACCUCCGCUCCUGUCGCUGUUCCGCAAGAUGAGACAAAAGUUAUGUGGCAGCAGCUGCUCCAAGGACAACAGCUCCAAGGGAAGAUUACUACCGAGAUUAAUACCAAAAUGAACCAUAUGUUCAACGAUUUGAGCACCAAGUACGACAAUGUUGCGAGUCAUAUAAAACAGAUGGACAUUCAGAUUGCUCAGACUGCUGAGAGCGUCAAGAGGCAACAAGGUACUCUACCUGGAAAAACCGACAAAAACCCUAAGGAGUGCAAUGCGGUUGAGUUGAGAAGUGGAAAGCAACUGUCGGAACCGGUAAAGAAGAGGUUCACUGCGGCUGAGAAGGGGAAGCAGAAAGAGUCGGAACUACCACCAGCCGAUACCCCGGCAGCAGAGAAGGAGAGGGAACCAACAGUUGGAACAAAUUCGCCAGGACCAGAACAACCAGCUGUGGCUGUCCGCCCGAUCCCAGAGCCUGUUCCUGCUCACGAAUACACUCCUAAAGUCCCUUACCCUGUUCCAGCAAAGGCUACUCGUAAGGACCGAGAGGAGAUGAAGUACAGGAAGAUGCUAGAGGACCUAACUGUCCGACUCCCCUUGAUGGAUGCGAUCCAGAUGAUUCCCUCCACGCGCAGCUUUAUGAAGGGAUUGAUCAAAGGAAAAAUAUCAGAGGAGAGCGAAUUCAUGACUGUCUCUAAGGAGUGCAGCGCAGUGCUUCAGAACAGGCAGAUAAAGAAGCGAGGAGACCCUGGAUAG
Messenger RNA from Brassica oleracea var. oleracea, 1647 nucleotides. RefSeq lists its product as uncharacterized. Bases 1 to 1647 code for a protein of 548 amino acids. NCBI's taxonomy places the organism in Eukaryota, Viridiplantae, Streptophyta, Magnoliopsida, Brassicales, Brassicaceae. The transcript is spliced from 5 exons. The record is from RefSeq and is a predicted model, not a curated record.